Messenger RNA from Porites evermanni, 396 nucleotides. Lineage: Eukaryota; Metazoa; Cnidaria; Anthozoa; Scleractinia; Poritidae. The record is from the annotation of a GenBank genome assembly.
AUGCCAUUCCUUCACAAUCACACCGCCACUCAUCAAUCACUUGAUCAAGAUUACCAUAUACAAAACACUAUCGUUCAACCAGAGCUGGAGUACAUUGAAAACGCCGAGAAUGAAGUUACAAGUAGUUUAGAAGGGUAUUUCAGCAAACAUGUUGUGAGCAACAGAACAGCAAGAGAUGCAAAUAACCCGUGCUUUGACUAUACCGAGAGAAAGUGGGAUUCAUGCAGGCAAAAGUAUGUCUUCGAGGUCCAUUGUCAUAGUACGCACGCUGCCUGUUAUGGAGCGCUGGCUCAAGGAUAUAGUUACCCCGCCUGUAAAGUAGUGAUUGGCUAUCCACAAGCUAAAUUCAUUUCAAAAUGUAAUGCUUUACAGAUAGACUGUCAAUGUGCAGCGUAA